AUGGAUGGAAUGUUGGAUUUAUCUCGGGUCGUGGUUCAAGGAUGGAGUUACGGCGGCUACAUGUCACUGCUAGCAUUGGCGAAAUACCCAGAUGUAUUCCGCGCUGCAAUAGCGGGAGGUGCUGUAACUGACUGGAAACUUUACGAUACAGCUUACACAGAACGAUACCUUGGAUACGGUUCGGAUCGAGAUCCGGUUUACGAUGAAUCCUCCGUCAUCAAACAUGUUGACAAACUGCCCGACCAGCCCGGUCGUCUUUUGCUUGUUCAUGGACUUUUGGACGAGAAUGUGCACUUUCGGCACACGGAAGCACUUAUAGAGCAACUUAUCAAAGCAGGAAAACCUUAUCAGUUGCAGGUAAGUCUGCUAUGCAGUUGAGG
Molecule: messenger RNA, 380 nt
Organism: Cylicostephanus goldi
Lineage: Eukaryota; Metazoa; Nematoda; Chromadorea; Rhabditida; Strongylidae
Source: the annotation of a GenBank genome assembly